Molecule: messenger RNA, 321 nt
Organism: Meloidogyne enterolobii
Lineage: Eukaryota; Metazoa; Nematoda; Chromadorea; Rhabditida; Meloidogynidae
Source: the annotation of a GenBank genome assembly
AUGAAUGUGCUGAAGAAGAUUUACUGUAUUUUAUUUUUUAAGGCUUUGAGAGUUUAUCCAUUUGAGUGUAUUAUAUUUAAUGAUAUUGAUACAUAUCCAGAGAAUGACAAUCUUUUAUAUAGAUGCUCAACAGAUCCGAAAUAUACUAGACAUUUUAGUGUUUAUAUGGAACGGACUGGCUAUAAAGAGUUAUAUCCCGAAUUUGUUGGCGGCGUUCUCGCGCUAACUGUAGAACAACUCAGAAAAGUUAAUGGAUAUUCAAAUGAUUUUUGGGGAUGGGGUCAAGAGGAUGAUGAUUUAAAUAAGAGGUAUUUUAAUUAG